Messenger RNA from Exophiala dermatitidis NIH/UT8656, 1802 nucleotides. RefSeq lists its product as uncharacterized. Bases 1036 to 1311 code for a protein of 91 amino acids. The record is from RefSeq and is a predicted model, not a curated record. Lineage: Eukaryota; Fungi; Ascomycota; Eurotiomycetes; Chaetothyriales; Herpotrichiellaceae. The transcript has 2 exons.
GCACUAGCAAAAAGCGGCAAUGCAUCGUCCUGAAGAAGAAAUGUGGCUUGCGCGACUCCACGAAGGCGCCACACGAUAAGGGCAUAUCAUUGGCCCACGCCUCAGCCCGCAGUCCGAUCGGUGAUUACCUUAAUUGAAAGUGCGGUCAACUUGAUAUCUGCAAUCUCCUGUUGACUCCACCACUUCAUCAAAACCUCCCUCUCAAACCACUCCUGUUUCUCUUUGCUGCGUCCCUCUGCCACGGUCUAUUUCAGCCAACGUCAAAUCCAGUCAAUAGCUCCUCUUAGAUCUCUCGGCGAGCCUCCCGGCGUACCGACCUGACAUUGCGUAGCGUCUUGGGCGACAGGGUCGAUCUAAACAACUUGACUAUGUCGGCCUAUCAUGGUUGGUCUACAACCAGACAUUUUUCCCGACGCCUCAUUGUCUCUACAACGUUGUAAGCUUGGUUCUGGAACUGAGGAGACCCUAGCCAGGAGAAGGCCGAUACUGGUCCACCAGGCCACGCAAGACCUGGACAUGUGAGAAGUCUGAGCUGACUACUAGCAUGGCUCGGAGAUGGUCUGGUGCAAUCAGAACAAGCUUCACAUGUGGAAAAUGCGAUGCAGUGGGUGAUGAGGAGCUGAAACGGCUGCACGUUAGAGGAGCCCGGUGCUCUCAACAUGGCGGUGCAACCCGAUGGAUUCGUAUACCAUCACACCUUCUGUUGCUCUUCUUCUGUCCUUGAUGCUUCCUUCCUGCCCCUCGAGGAUGUGAUCAGGUCGCUCUUGCACAUUCUCGAUCUUUGUUGUCUAUUCGUUUCCUUGAUCUGUUGCACUCACUCGUUCGUGCCUCAGCAUCGUCCAUUCGUUUGAUUUUUUUUUUCUCGUGCUUGUUCAGACUCUCGCGGAUCGUCCAAACGGAUAUCACGGCAACGUGACUUGUCGCAGCAGACAGACUCUGGAGAGCGGGCUACACCAUACCUACUUUUAAUAUCGACAAAGGAAAUCAAGGACGAGAUUACAAGCGCGAGCACCAGCCAGUGGACGACAAUCAGGCAUGGCGGGUGUACGCGAUCCGGCCUUUUGGCGCCGCUUCUCUAUGGCGGUCCACCUCGACGAGGAAAAAGCGACAAUUCCAGACUCCAAAUCGGCCUCGUCCUCGUCAUCGAAAAGUGGAAUUAAACACACAGAUUCAUGGCUGGAACGGACUAGGAAGAAACAACGACGUACUCAUAUCAUAGGAUGGGUCAUUGCGCUAGGAUUUCUCGCCGUGGUCGCAGCCGUUGUCCUGGUCUUUCUCUGGUUCGCUAAGGUCGGGCCUUUCGAUCAAUGAACCGCGCAAAUGGUCAGAUUACCGAACAUAUCUUCCGAUUGACAAGGGCAUCUAUCCCCAACACAAUAGCCAACUGGCAGCCCAUUGAGUGGCCAGCGCAUAUUGAAGGAGCGACAGCCUCGAUGCUGGUAAUCUCCAUAUACGCCUUCCCGUCCGUGCAACAACGCUUCUGCCGAAGCAUUUCUUCUACGCCCGACGCCUCCUCCAGCGAGCCAGUGAGACCAUGAGAUACUGAAGACAAAGUCAGAAUGGUGCUACUGCUCGUGUGCACUCAGCCAUUUUGAAAGGAACGAAGGCUACGGUCCUAUCAUAGAACAUCAUUUUACGACAUGACGAGAAACACGCUUAAUUGACAGCCACUGGAGGCCUAUUAUAUAGACAAUUAAACAAUCCCGAAUCUCAAAUUUUCUACCUACUGAAUUUAUCCCAAGUCCGAGGUCCGUACAGAUUCAGUUCAGACUACAUACAAUCAUAGAGCAGGUUUGAAAUAC